Molecule: messenger RNA, 975 nt
Organism: Mus pahari (shrew mouse)
Lineage: Eukaryota; Metazoa; Chordata; Mammalia; Rodentia; Muridae
Product: complement factor H
Exons: 5
Source: RefSeq, a predicted model, not a curated record
AGACAUGUUCAGUAUCAGAUAUAGAAAUUGAGAAUGGUUUUUUUUCUGAAUCUGAUUUUACAUAUGCUCUAAAUAGAGAAACAUCUUACAGAUGUAAACAGGGAUAUGUGACAAAUACUGGAGAAACAUCAGGAUCAAUUACUUGCCUUCAAAGUGGAUGGUCACCUCAACCCUCAUGCAUUAAGUUUUGUGAUAUGCCUGUAUUUGAGAAUUCUGUAACUAAGAAUAAUAGCACAUGGUUUAAGAUCAAUGACAAAUUAGACUAUGAAUGUUUUAUUGGAUAUGAAAAUGAAUAUAAACACACCAAAGGCUCUAUAACAUGUACUUAUUAUGGAUGGUCUGAUACGCCCUCAUGUUAUGAAAGAGAAUGCAGUAUUCCCAUUCUAGAUCCAAAACUAGUCGUUUCUCCCAGAAAAGAAAAAUACAGAGUUGGAGAUUUGUUGGAAUUCUCUUGCCAUUCAGGACACCGCGUUGGACCAGAUUCAGUGCAAUGCUACCACUUUGGAUGGUCUCCUAGUUUCCCUAAAUGUAAAGGUCAAGUAGCAUCAUGUGCACCACCUCUUGAAAUCCUUAAUGGGGAAAUUAAGGGAACAAAAAAAGUUGAAUACAGCCAUGGUGAGGUGGUGGGAUAUGUUUGCAAACCUAGAUUCCUACUGAAGGGACCCAACAAAAUCCAAUGUGUUGAUGGGAAGUGGACAACCUUGCCUGUAUGUGUUGAGGAAGAGAGAACAUGUGGAGACAUUCCUGAACUUGAGCAUGGUUCUGUCAAGCUUUCUGACCCUCCCUACUACCAUGGAGAUUCAGUGGAGUUCACUUGUGCAGAAACUUUCACAAUGAUUGGACGUGGGUCAAUUUCUUGCAUUAGUGGAAAGUGGACCCAGCUUCCUAAAUGUGUUGGUAAGUAUGUGUGCAUAAAAUGGAUACUUUAUGAGAGAAUAUUAAAAGCAGUAAGGGAAAAAGGUCAAGUAACAUAUA